AUGGUUGCGAAUUCCUCGGAGCACGAUCCUCUCAUUGCUGAAGUCUAUGAUCAAAUAAAGGAUAUGACGGUCAAGGAAGCCAUUCUGUUUGUCAAGAAGCUCCAGGUUGAGCGUAUUCGAGAGGCACACUCGAAGCUCGUGGAGGAAGUAGGCCCGAUGGUUGGAGAGAAGAUUGGCAAGAAGUAG
Messenger RNA from Perkinsus marinus ATCC 50983, 186 nucleotides. RefSeq lists its product as hypothetical. Bases 1 to 186 code for a protein of 61 amino acids. The record is from RefSeq and is a predicted model, not a curated record. The transcript is spliced from 4 exons. Lineage: Eukaryota; Perkinsozoa; Perkinsida; Perkinsidae.